Messenger RNA from Schistocerca americana (American grasshopper), 5011 nucleotides. RefSeq names its product arrestin domain-containing protein 17. The coding region runs from base 74 to 1486 and encodes 470 amino acids. The record is from RefSeq and is a predicted model, not a curated record. Gene Ontology annotation, biological process: protein transport. The transcript has 8 exons. NCBI's taxonomy places the organism in Eukaryota, Metazoa, Arthropoda, Insecta, Orthoptera, Acrididae. Gene Ontology annotation, cellular component: cytoplasm.
CGAAAGCUUGCAGGGGAGAGUGGGUGGUACUGUGGCAGUGUUAAUUUGUGUCGGAAGGCGUAUUGUAUUUUAAAUGGGUUUAAAGAAACUUCAGAUAGUUUUUGAUAACCCGUGGUCAACAUAUUACAGCGGGCAGCCAGUUUCUGGAAGACUUAUCAUUGAUGUUGAUUCUCCUAAAAAAAUUAGAGCAAUUUCGAUUCAGUUCAAGGGUGAAGCAUAUGUGAAGUGGGAUGAAAUGAAAACAAGAAAAACUAAUGAAGGAAACACAACGAGGGAAACGAUUGUGUAUACAGCACAGGAGAAUUACUUUGAAAACAAAUUCAAUUUGGUUGGUGGAAGUGGUGAGAUGAUAAUUGAGCCUGGAGAGAAGAUAUACCCUUUUAGCACACAUUUACCACCUAACUUGCCAUCCUCGUUUGAAGCUGAAUUUGGUUAUGUAAGGUAUACUGUGAAAGCAGUACUGGAUCGUCCCUGGAAAUUUGAUCAAGAAGUGAAAUCUGCAUUUACAGUGAUUACCCCUUUGGAUUUGAAUACACAUCCUACAGCCAAGGAUCCUGUGAAGAAGGAGACCGAGAAAAACUUCUGUUGUUGCUGCUGCAAGUCUGGUCCACUUUCCCUAGUGAUGUCGAUACCUGUGGGUGGAUAUGUUUCUGGACAAAUUAUUCCAGUCACUGUGGAGGUCGACAAUGCCAGCAAUGUCAAUGUUGACAAUGUGUACUGUGCUCUAAGGAAGGUUGUAACAUUUAAGGCUACAUCGCCACAGAGGACUGAGCGCAAGGACAAAGUUACAAUAGCUGAGCAGAACUUCGGCUCAGUAGCAGGUGGUGGCUCCAACACUUGGUGUGAACAAAUCACAAUCCCACCAUUACCACCAUCUAAUCUUAACAACUGUAAUAUCAUUGACCUGGAAUAUGAUUUAAGAGUUGAAUGCAAAGUGGCGGGAUUCUAUCAUAGAAACUUGACAGUAAAGACACCUAUCAUACUUGGAAGCAUCCCACUGGCAUCCUACCAGUCACCUGUUCCAUUGCAGAAACCAGAUAGUGAGAACAAUGGAGCAAUCAUUCCAGAUGGCCCACCCACUGACCCGAGUGGUGACCACCAUCCACAGUAUGGACCUGCUGGUCACCAAUCCCCAGGAGGGUUUGCACAACCACAGUGGGGCCCUGCACCUCCAGGUCCUGCAGUGUCUCCUGGAGGACAACCUCAGAAUCCACAGUGGGGCCCUGGCCCAAAUGUCAGCCCAUCUGCACCACUCCCUACUGGGGGUGCUGGUGCUUGGGUUCCUCCAACUGGGCCCCCUCAACCAGGACCACCUGCUGCCCCUGGUGGAGCUCUGUACCCUACACUGCCACAACCCAUGUUUGCUGAGGGGACUUUUGGUGGUGCAAAAAAUAUUCGAGAUCCAUCUGACAACCAGUACACGCAAGGAUCUCAGGAGUUCACUCCACGUUAUCCAGUGUACAACUUUCAGCCACCUCAGCAAUGAUUUUAAAGAGGAAGAACAUUUUUUUUUUUUUUUACAAUAAUUUGUAUUGCUCUGAAUGUGAUACACUAACAUAGCUAACAUCUUUUGUCUAACAUGCAAUACCAUACUCUCGUAAAUGGCACAAAUGUUUUCAUUUUUUAUCAUCUGGUUGUUGGGACAAGCUUUUUAUAAUCUGACAUAACUUCAUAAACAUCAGUGAAAACUCUUAAACCAGGAAUCUCAGAUUUUUAUUUGCUUUGAAUACUAACUUAACAGAUUUACUGCUUUUUAUUUCUUUUACAUGUGUACAGAAUGAAUUUUUAAUUAUUAACAGCUUUGUAGAAGCUAAAAGUGUGCAUACUGUUUUUUUUAUACAAGCAUAGUCAAGACUGCUCACAUAUUUGUAUACAAAUUACUUUUAAGACUUUCUUUCAAGCUAGGAAAUUGUUUUAUAAAUGUUGCAAAGACCAAAUAUGAAAGAAUAUGAUGAUACACGAAUGUGAAACUGUUAAAGUAAGGUACCAUAUAACUUCAUCAAUAUUUCAUCAAACAAAGUAAAUAAAUACUUAUUAAACUGAGGAACUUUACCCUUAAGCCUUACCCUCAGGUUAUCAUGUAACCCUAUUUGUUUUUUGCUGCUGUUCUGUCAUUUCCUUUUCUGGUAUACUAUGUAAAAUAUUCCAUUUCACACUUAGGCAGCAUCAAAAAAAAUUUUCAUUUACUUAUGUAGAUCUGCUGUUACAACUGUUUGUCUGUUCUAGUACACAUAUUAGAUGUCAAAUUGAUGCAUCAUACUCACAGGCAAAAUUUAAUUGAAAUUAAUCUGCUUCUCUCGGAUCCAUGUUGCAUCUUAUCCCUCUUGACACCAAUGAAUAGUUUCGUGAUGUGUGUGUGUAUGUUGUUUGCAAGUUAUAGUUUCUUACAGAGAAAUAGUCAUCAUGUUAGAAGUGGUUAGUUUAUCUUAUGUUAUUGCUACUUAAUUUUAUCUUUUAAAUAUGUAGUGAGAGAAAUUUGAAGAAGCGUGUGCCCAUGAAUACAACACUUACAGCAACUACAAUAUUUUUUCAUGUGUGGCUUACAGAGUACUAAUUGAACCUGAUAUUUCACAAGCUUUUGUUAAUAUUAUUAGUUAUUUAUUAUUUGGGAGAAGAACCUUGUAACUUUAGCCACAAAUUAAAAUUAUUGUAUGCUAAUGCUCCUUCCUGUAACGAAUACUUCAACCUCCCUUAAUAUUCCUUUUCCAUUUUUUAAAAUGUGGAGAUCAGCCUUCCUCAAUUAUUUUUGUCAAGCCAGCAUCACAAUAAAUCCCUCUCUGCUUCUUUCUCCUCUUUCAUGGCCUUCCAUUUUCAUUUUAUCUUUUUCAUAGUUUCAUACAUUCUGCUCACAGUUUCAUACAUUCUGCUCAUCAACUGUUUGAGCCAAUAAAAAACUUUAAUAUUGUCAGUGAUACCAUGUUUCAAACACAUUUUUUAUGCUCACUAACCAUGCUAGUUUUUCCAUGAAAGUAGGACAAACAAGAGAGGAGUAAGUUUUUUCUGGCAGCUAUACCGUUACGCCAAUAUUCUGAGUCUGAUAAUCACUACUUUACUGUGAAAGCUCUCUACAGUGUAGUUUUUUCUGCUUUCUUGCAUACUACUAGCUAUCUGUUGGCAGAUAUUUUUAACUGAGCAGAUGAAUGUUUGAGGAGGGCCUCUAUACAGCCUUCCUUCCAGUCUGUGUUAAGUGAACCUCAUGAAUCUUCCAGUUAUUUGACCAUGAUGCUGAUAAAGAUGAAAUAGUCCUUGAACAUACAUAUCCUUAUGUAUAAUACUUUGUAUACAUGUGUGCACCUAAACUUUUGUUUCCAUAUACUAAAUAACAGAUCUGACCCUUAUUAUGAUUUCAUACUCAUUCAUUUCAGUGAGUGCGAAUAUGUUUAUAAGCACAAACUUUGUAUAGGGCAUUCCACAAACAUCAAUGGAAAGUAAGUUGCAGAAUCCCCACUAUGCAGCAAAACCAAAGCAAAUAAGUUCUCAGUGUGAACAAAAUUCUAGACAUGCACAGUUUAUUGUUUUGUAAUGUGUUUAUUGCUUGUUAUGUAGAAAUGUAGUAAGGGUUUUGCUAAGCAGAUGUACCUAAAUUAUCAAACAUAUUUUGAGAAAAUUUUACAAGAUAUGACAGCUUAUAACAUGUCCAUAAUUUGGCAUGUUUUAUUAUGAAAAUAACUGAAUGUUCCUACAUUUAUCAAGAAAAUUAACAAAUAUCUUGCAGGAUUCAUUAGAUCUGAAAUGGCUUGCAUAAUUUAAUUUUUGUUAUAUGUAGAGCAUUUAAAAUAUUAUAAAUGACUGAAAAUGAAAUAGCUGACUGAUGAAAAUACUCUGAUUUCUCACUGUGAUCUUAUAUUAGUUGCUUCUUUUAUUCAGAAAUAAUUUGUGAUGAAUGAAUCUGAAACUGGAAGAAAAAAUAGUUAUUUUUGGCUGAAAGCUCAUAGUCUAUAUUCUUAUGUUAUAGAUUUUGCUCAUUAUUUGUCCAUUUGUUUUUUAAUAAAUUCAGUGUAUUUCACCAUACUGGUAAAAAAUGUUAAUAAUUAUUCGAAUUUUAACUUCAUGGUCCAUUAUUGUUAUACCUUUUAAUAGUCAUAAAUACAAAAGCUCGUGUUUUAACUCUGCUCAGAGAAUUAUGUUUUUAGUGACAAAAUGAUAUAUAACAUAUAUUAUGAGAUGGAAUUUCUGACCAGUAAGAUGCACUAAAAUUUUUAGUACUGCAUAUAGAUACACACAAAAAUACAAAAAAUUAUCCCAUCUUUUGGAACUAUUGGUUCCUUACUCAGGUAGGGAAGAGGUACGGAGGGACAGGAGUUGAAUGUUAGAAAGGAAUGAUAGGUUCUCAGACCUCAGGAUGAGUGUGACCUGCCAGUUGUGAGGACAAGGGAGACAAAGAUGUGUCUACAGGCUGUACUAAAAUUUUUCAUCUCCUGAAAAUAGGAACUGGCCAGCAAUUCUGCCUCAUAUUUUUAUAGCUUUCACAAGUGAACUCUCCUUUUGAUACAUGUAAUGUAUGUUGGUAAUCAUAAUAUAUUUUAUGACCUGUUAUGAUGGAUCCACGAUCCACUUGUCUCAUGUGUAGCAAGCAAGCUGUACUGGCACUAACGAAUUUUUCUGCUUCAUACAUAUCUGUUUCUAUAACUUAGCAAUAAUUUUGUGCAUUAAUAAGAUUUAUGGGUUUAAGAUUUACUCAGCCUUUAAAUGCAUACUAACAAAGCAUUUACCAUGUUUUUCAACAGUUAACCGAGACUUGAGCACAGAUAUUUUUUUAGAUUUUUGUGACUGAUCUGUAUAACUUGACAUUUUUAGAGUUUGUCUAUCUUGUCACUGGUGACAUGUUAUCUGCUUUAGCUUGGUACUAGCUAGUAGCUUGUGUUACUUUAGAAUGGUUGAAUUUUUGUGUGGAGUGUUGUUCCCACACAUAAUUGUUUUAUAUUGCUUUUCACCUUUUGUUUGCAUCACUUAUAUUUUGAAAUGUAAUAUGACUGUUCAGCUGGUCAGAAAUAUAUGUAUACUUCUGUUA